Molecule: messenger RNA, 774 nt
Organism: Mya arenaria
Lineage: Eukaryota; Metazoa; Mollusca; Bivalvia; Myida; Myidae
Exons: 7
Coding region: 1-774 (257 amino acids)
Source: RefSeq, a predicted model, not a curated record
AUGUUGAAAUGGUUUGGACAGCCUUUGCAUCUUCAAGAGGGCAUUUUUGAAGGGAAAAAAAUAUCUGCUUAUUUGUACAGUCUAACAAUAUACAAUUUUACGGAGAACAAAGCUGGACAUUACGCUUUACAAUGUAAUAGACCAAAAGGGUUUAUCACAAACUGGUUAAACAUAAAUGUUACGGAGAAAGAUUCGGACCAUAUUUUGAACAUAACAGAAUACAUCCACGAUGAAAAUCGACAAAUACGAACUUCAUUCCGCCAAGAACUAACGCCCAUUUCAGGCGACAACAGUAAACGGUCGUUCAAAGUUCCGUUUGAGCCAAUAUUGAUAGGAACAGGAACGUUUGUUGCUCUCUGUUUAUUCGUUGCUUCAGCAAGAACACUUGUACGGUGGCAUAAAGGUAGAAACAGAACCAGGGAUCCGGACAAUACAGAAGUCACAUCAUCACCGAUCGAAGCUUCUCCCUCUCUUGAAUCUAAUGUGCAUGUGGACAUGCCUGAGACAUCAAUGCAUAUGAAUGCCUCUCACGAUUUCGAAGUCGAUUAUGUCGAAUUGAAUACACAGAAUGACUCCAUGAUUGUCAGGAAGCCAACCACAGCUAAUAAGUCAAAGCAUGCGGAGAGCAGUCUGAUGUACGUGGAUCUGGACAUUGACCAUCUUCAGCAAGCCUGUGCUGGUCCGAUACCUGGUCCACGACCAACCAGAGGAAAAGAAGCAACGGUGUAUGACGAUAUUGACUUUUCUAACACAAAACCUCAUUUAGUAAUAUAG